Messenger RNA from Ostertagia ostertagi, 309 nucleotides. Lineage: Eukaryota; Metazoa; Nematoda; Chromadorea; Rhabditida; Trichostrongylidae. The record is from the annotation of a GenBank genome assembly.
AUGUUCACCACUUCAAAAGAACUGAUCACAACACAAACACCGCCUGUUACCGCCAAAGUGACCGAAUUUAAACAGCUCAAAGCAAAACCGUCACCUCAAAGUUGCCCUCCAUGCGACAUUCAUGCAAGUUGUUACGAUGGACAGUGCGUAUGUAAACCCGGUUGGAAAUCCUACCAGAACAUAUGUGUGGACGUUAAUGAGUGUGCAGAAGAAAGUGUCUGUGGGUUACACUCGGAAUGCAUGAAUCGACCAGGAAGUUACGACUGUGUUUGUGAAAAGGGAUAUCGUUUUGAGAAUAACGAAUGUGUU